AUGCGUCACAACCCGGCGACGACCCUCCUCCUCGCCCUCGGCGCCGUCCUUUCCACCGCCAGAGCCGACAACGAUAACCCGCCCGUCCCCAAAUCAGGCCUCCAGCAAUCAUGGGCCUCACCCGCCAAAGAAACCGUCACCUCGGGCCAUGAGAUUGAGCAACAGGUUGCCUUGGGAUGGUCUCCGAAGCCGACGCAGCCGCCCAAGCCUUUGUUCGGCAGGAUGAUGAUGCCGCGGGCGGAUGGCUAUACGCUGGGGCCAGAGACGUGUGGGUUUGUGCCUGGGAAUGAUGGCAACUCUUAUACUUGCAUCUCGUCCGGGUACACUUGCACGCCUCAAGGAGGCCACGUGGGAUGCUGUCAGCCAAACAGCUCCUGCAGCCAAAUCAAGACGACGUGUAUCGACUACAAAGCCUCACAGACCGGUGCCUGCAACCUGCCGUCCGAUUUUCACACUCUCUGCUGCGCUUCAACGGAGCCGGCUUGUUACACUUGGGUCAUUUCCACGUCCGCGUCAACCGACAAGGCCGUUGAACUGUACACCAUUUUCGGAUGCUCCUUGACGGCUGGCAGGGGCACUCUCCUGACUGUCGAUCCAGGUUGGUUGGCAACACACAGCUUCGGCUCCACGACAACGACGGCUUCAACCGCAUCGACCGAAUCCGCUUCAGCCACAUCCACUCCCGAUUCUAACAGCGGCAAAAGCAGUACUCCAGUGGGCGCCAUUGCAGGAGGCACAGUCGGAGGUGUUGCAGCUCUUGGCCUCGUUGGCCUGGCCGCUUUUCUGCUCUACCGCCACCGUAAUCCUCGCAAUACCGCUCCUCCUGCUGGCCAGCCUCCGCAAGGACAGAACAAUGCCGCCGGCGGAGCUGUCUAUCCCUCAGGUGUACCGGCUGGUUAUGCGCCGGUGCCGAUGCAGCAGCAAGGCUACUAUCCGCAGCAGUUCCAGGGACAGUAUCCUCCCCAGCAGCAGCAGUACAAUUACAACUACCCGGCGCAAACGGCGAGCACGUCUCCAGUGCAUACGACUCCUUCUCCGGGCGUUUUCAAAGAGGGCGAGGCGACUGCAACCGAGCUGCCAACGACAAGCCCGCUUGGAGCAGAGACGAACAGGGCAGAGCUGGGAGUAGAGACGGACAGGGCAGAGCUGGGUGGUGGUAAGUAG
This is a messenger RNA of Trichoderma gamsii, 1164 nucleotides long. RefSeq lists its product as hypothetical. NCBI's taxonomy places the organism in Eukaryota, Fungi, Ascomycota, Sordariomycetes, Hypocreales, Hypocreaceae. The transcript has 3 exons. The record is from RefSeq and is a predicted model, not a curated record. The coding region runs from base 1 to 1164 and encodes 387 amino acids.